AACUAUAUAAUAAUAAGUUGGAAGUGGGUGGAGGAUCAUCAAAGAGAAGACUCUUAUCAUCUUCAUCACAAGGUAAUAUUUGUGAAAGACAAAUAUAUUAUCUAAAGAACAUGGCUGCUACCUCCUCGAGGACCCUUUGGUUACUGCAACUACUGUUGCUAGCUGCUAUAGGCUUGGUGGUUGUGGAUGCCCGUCAUCUUCAUCUUCAUCUUCAUCAUCAUCAUCAUCAUCUUCCUCCUCUAGAUGCUAAUUUCGAAAAGGAAAUGGUAGAGGAACACAAUAAAGUCCGUAGCUCAAUGGGGAUAAGCCCAUUGACAUGGAAUGCGACGGUGGCAGCAUAUGCAGAGGGAUAUGCGAAGCAGAGAUCAGGGGAUUGCGAACUCGUACACUCCAAUGGACCAUACGGGGAGAACAUCUACUGGGCUCAAGGUGCUGAGCUAGAGAACGCCGCAGCUGCCGUGAAGAUGUGGGCCGAUGAAAAGAGUGACUACGACCACGCCACCAACUCUUGCAUCAAUGGGAAGCAAUGUCUCCACUACACCCAGGUUGUCUCGAAGAGGUCUCAACAUCUCGGCUGCGCCCACGUGAAAUGCACCAACAACAAUGCUUACUUUGUCGUCUGUAGCUAUGACCCACCUGGCAACAUAAUUGGACAACUCCCUUACUAAUCAAUCCCAUUAUAGACAUAUUCCGUAUAUGCUUAUUAUGUACAUGCAUGAACCCUAGAUACACCUAUUGGUUCUUUAGGUAUGGUGUGACAACGCCUGUUAUCAUGUACAUUGUCCACAUAUAUAUACGUAGAAUUAAUGUAAUGUAUGCUGCUGCUGCUUGGUCUAAUUUGUCACUAAGCAGUUUUGUUUCCUAGUGUAAUUGCAU
Macadamia integrifolia is the source of this 876-nucleotide messenger RNA. Its product is annotated as pathogenesis-related protein 1-like. The coding region runs from base 111 to 668 and encodes 185 amino acids. Lineage: Eukaryota; Viridiplantae; Streptophyta; Magnoliopsida; Proteales; Proteaceae. The record is from RefSeq and is a predicted model, not a curated record. Gene Ontology annotation, cellular component: extracellular region. The transcript has a single exon.